ACCUCAACCUCCUCCUUCCGUCUUGAUACGAACACCAACAGCCCCAACCCCCUGAAAGAGCUGCCAUCUGAGUGUUGGUUGGGUUUUGCACUUCCCGGGACCUGGGUCCAGGCGAACGUAGGGUCAGAGGCACUGAGGGAUUUGUAAACUUGUGAUCGAGAUCACCAACAUUGGUCCCUUGGUCUCCUCUUCACUGUUUGGUAUUUAUAGGUCUGUCUUUCUUGCCAGGACAACAACAAAAACUCGUCAUGCCUCUGGGUACACCUGCUCCCCUAACCAAGCGGAAAAAGCCCUCCAAGAUCAUAACUGACCUAUCACAUAUCCCUCAGGAUGAAUAUGAGUCAGAGCCAGAGGCAUCGGAGUUUGACCUGGGAACAAAGAUCAGAACUCCUAAAGACAUCAUGCUGGAGGAGCUUUCCCUGCUGAAGAACCGAGGAUCCAAGAUGUUCAAGAUGAGACAGCAGAGAGUGGAGAGAUUCAUCUAUGAGAACAACCCUGACAUCUUCAGUAGUGAGUCCAUGGACAACCUGCAGAAGUUUGUUCCCUCCCUGGGCGGUCAAGUGGGAGGUCAAAUAAUAAACCUCGGUGGGCAUUUUGUUAGCAAGGAUUCUGGACGCCUGAAUUUUGUAGGGCUACAAACAGGAGGAGGGGCCCCUCUGCCUCCCCCAAAGCCUGGAAGCAAAGGAGCAGGAGGAACGGGAGGUGCAGGUGGAGCAGGAAGUGCAGGAGGAGUUGGUGUGGGCGAGAAAGGUGGAAAAGGAGAAGGUAGUAGUGAGUGGUCUCCACUAAAAGGAGGUGGAAAACAUGACGGUACUAAGCAGCGAAUUCAUGUGAAAACCUACGUGUCUCCAUGGGAGAAGGCUAUGAAGGGUGAUGAAGGUCUGUUAGCCACUCUAAAAACCAAUAUGCCACAUCCCAAUGCCAAAAGGGAAUUACUCCAGUACAAGUGUUUCAACAGGAGUGCCAUGCCCUACGGCGGUUUUGAAAAGGCCAAUCAGUUUCUGAAAUUUCAGCUGCCAGAAGCUGAGGCAGCCAAAGAAGAGCCUGAACCUGCAGUGGUGUACCAUCAUGACAUUAGCUGCCGGCCUUCAUUCAAUCGCACUCCUAUUGGCUGGGUGGGCAGCAGUGAGCCCAGCAGCAUUCACAUGGAGACGGAUGCUGUGCCCUUCGAUGGAGAGACCGACGAGCUGUGAAAGCAUAUUAAUAGUGAUUACUAUGCACAUACUCACACACAAGAGUAACUGCAUGCAUACACCAUAGCAUGCACACACAAUAGUUGAGCUUACAAUUAACUAUUACACUGAUGAAUUUGAAUCUCCCAGUGCGGACAGUUAAAAGCGUACAAACAAAAUGAGGUCCUGAUCUUAACAUGCUCUUUAUUUGGUUGUAAAGCGACAAGUUUUAUUUGUUAUGGGGAGAUGAAACAUCAAAUGUCUAUUUGAUAAAUUUAUAAGUUGAGCCAAGCAGUCCUCUAAUUUGUCUGAAAGUUUGCUGUUGUAGGUGAAAAAUUGCAGAUUGUCCCAUUGAGGAAUGAAUCAUAUAUGAUGAAUAGGUGAUGAAUGCUAAGUCACUAUUGUGCAGGCUGUCUGAACUUGUUACCAUAACUGUUAUCGCUCAACAUUGUCUUUUUUUUGUUGUUACAAAUGUCUGAUGAUUUGCUGCGCUAUAAAAACCUAAAAACUUGUUUAACUCAAUAUGCAUGCUGUUGCUGAUCCCUUAACCAAACAAAACAACACAACACAGUUUCUCCACAAUAAACUGUAACACUGUAAAUAA
Neolamprologus brichardi is the source of this 1776-nucleotide messenger RNA. RefSeq names its product myozenin 1a (gene myoz1a). Gene Ontology annotation, cellular component: actin cytoskeleton; Z disc. Gene Ontology annotation, molecular function: actin binding; FATZ binding; telethonin binding. The record is from RefSeq and is a predicted model, not a curated record. NCBI's taxonomy places the organism in Eukaryota, Metazoa, Chordata, Actinopteri, Cichliformes, Cichlidae.